Messenger RNA from Rubroshorea leprosula, 1156 nucleotides. Lineage: Eukaryota; Viridiplantae; Streptophyta; Magnoliopsida; Malvales; Dipterocarpaceae. The record is from the annotation of a GenBank genome assembly.
AUACAGAAAUUGAGGAGAUGUCUUCAGAAAGGACCAUGAGUGUAGUGGGGAGUGAAGUGAUGCCCAUGGAUUACGGUAGCAUGGAUACGGAGAGCAGUCCGUCUCCAUCUAGUUCGGAGAGGACGGUGGAGGAGAGGAGGGAGCAAAGGGUAGUAGAAGAGGAAGAAGAUGAAAUUCCCUUUAAUGUUAUAGAGGUUGAGGCUGGGGGUAAGGGGGAGAAGGGGUGGUACUACUUCAGCCCUUGGUCGUCCAGCAAAGAGAAUAGGAGUUUAUUCAUUUCUGGACCGUCAUCCAUCAAAGGAUGGAAAGAAAAAUUCUUCUUUGUGGAUGACACCGAGUGGAGUAGGGGGGAUGCCGAAGUAGAACAAUUGUCUGCUUGGAAAGCUAAGAAAGCAAAGCAGGACAAUUAUAAGCUGAAUGAGGAUGAAGUGGAAGAGGUGGGGAAGCUGGUGAAGGAAGAAGGGGAGUUAGUGGAUAUUAUGUACCUCAUCAGCACAGAGGCAGUGAGAUUUCAGUUGGUGUGUUUUGACAUUUAUGUUUGUUGUGCAGCUAAAAUGGAUGGCUUUUUGGACGCUGCUGGGGGGCUGCGUACCCCAAAAAAGCCAAGGAAGAAGUUAAAGACUUCAACUGCGGCAGAAAAGGGGGUGGCAGAGAAGGAGCGACUGUCCAACACUUCUGCUCGGGCUGUGGAGAUGCAACCAAGGCCAGAGCUUGUGAUGGGGGGCAGUGAGGAGGUGAGCGAAGAGGUGGCACCGCUCCAGAGGAAGAAUAGGAAGGUGGCAGAACCAGAAGUUAGGAGGGAUGAGCUGGUUGAGUUCAUGCCUCGGCCUUCUCCUUCGAAAGUUGAUGCUGAACUCAGGGAAAGGGAGGAGGCCAUGGUGCGAGGUCCUGGCAAAGGCAAGGAGCUCAUCCCUCCUCCUUCGUUCUAGAAGAGUUUGUUUGAGGCAACGAACACUACUGGAGCGAAGCGAUUCCUUAAUGCCACGCUUCCUAAAGUGGAUAGGAGGCAGGCAAGGGAGGAGGCGGUGAGCCACCUGGGGGCCCGUGUUGUUAGGCACGCCUUGGAGGUAUGUAAAGAAGUUGCAGUUUAUUCAUGUUUUACUUUUGAUUUUAUGACUUUUGCAUUUGAACUCUGACCUCGGUUUGCAUUGCAAAG